Messenger RNA from Trifolium pratense (red clover), 2135 nucleotides. RefSeq names its product UDP-glucose flavonoid 3-O-glucosyltransferase 7-like. The record is from RefSeq and is a predicted model, not a curated record. Gene Ontology annotation, molecular function: UDP-glycosyltransferase activity. Lineage: Eukaryota; Viridiplantae; Streptophyta; Magnoliopsida; Fabales; Fabaceae. The coding region runs from base 1 to 1413 and encodes 470 amino acids. The transcript has a single exon.
AUGGACAAGCCACUCAAACUUUACUUCAUUCCAUACUUAGCAGCAGGACACAUAAUCCCUUUAUGUGAUAUUGCUGCUCUCUUUGCCUCUCGUGGCCACUUUGUUACAAUCAUAACCACUCCUUUAAAUGCUAAAAUCCUUCCCAAAUCUAACAACUUCAAUGUUCAAACUUUUCAAUUGCCUUUCCAAGAAGUUGGCCUCCCGGAGGGAGUCGAAAACCUCUCCACUGUUACUGAUGUCGAGAGUGGCUACAAAAUCUACCAAGCUGCUACACUGCUCCGCAAACAGGUUGAGAAUUUCGUGGAGCAGCACCGACCUGAUUGCAUUGUUGCGGAUUUUUGUUUACCUUGGGUGGAUGAGCUGGCAAACAAGUUUCAUAUUCCGAGAUUCGCCUUCAAUGGUUUCUCACUCUUUACCAUAUGUGCCAUGGAAUCCCUCAAAUCAAACCCUCUCCCUGAAAAUGCUUCUGGUCCUUUUGUUAUUCCGAAUUUUCCUCACGAUAUCAUCAUUAAUUCAAUACCACCCAUAGAGUCCAAGUCUUUUAUGGAUCCUCUACUCACUAUAGCGCUUAAAAGCCAUGGCUUCAUCAUCAACAGCUUCGUCGAGCUCGAUGGAGAUGAGUAUGUUGAGUAUUAUGAGAAAAUCAUCGGUCACAAGGCUUGGCAUCUUGGCCCAGCCUCUCUUGUUCGCAAAACCACUCAAGAGAAGGCAGAAAGGGGAGAAAAGAGCACGAUAAGCGUGCAAAAGUAUUUGACUUGGCUCAACUCAAAGCAAGAUAACUCUGUGGUUUACAUCAGCUUCGGCACCAUUUGUUACUUGCCUGACAAGCAAUUGUUUGAGAUUGCAAGUGCGCUAGAAACAUCGGGUUAUGAUUUCAUAUGGGUAGUCCCAGAGAAGAAGGGGAUGGAGAAUGAGAGCGAAGAGGAGAAAAAAAAAUGGUUGCCCAAGGGAUUUGAAGAGAGGAAUAAGGGAAUGAUUGUACGGGGGUGGGCCCCACAGGUGGUUAUCCUAGGCCAUCCUGCUUUGGGAGCAUUUUUGACGCAUUGUGGGUGGAACUCUGUGGUGGAGGCUGUUAGUGCAGGGGUUCCAAUGAUCACAUGGCCGGUUCAUAGUGAUCAAUUCUACAAUGAGAAGCUGAUAACUCAGGUGCGGAGGAUUGGAGUGGAAAUCGGUGUAGAUGAGUGGAACAUGGCUGCUUUUCGAGAUUCAAAAAAACUAGUGAAGAGAGAUCGUAUAGAGAAUGCUGUAAGAAGAUUAAUGGAUGAUGGUGAUGAAGCCGUCCAAAUUAGACAAAGAUCUCAAAAGUUUGCAAAAAUUGCUAGACGUGUUCAAGAAGAUGGCUCAUCCCAUGAGAAUUUGACGGCUUUGAUUGACGAGCUUAAGCGAUUAAGAGAAAAUAAGGUGCUUGAUUAACUGUGAUGUCUUAUUUAUAAGAGACAAUUAGGUCAUUUUAUUGUGAAAUUACAUCACUUAAAUAUGUUGUAAGGUUAUUUUUAAAUAUGAUUUAGCGUUUGUCCAAGUACACGAAAUCUAUGUGCAUCUGGAAAUUUCAAUAUAACUAUUUCUAUUAAAAUGAUUGUGCACUACUAUAGUGAGGAAAAUUAGAACCUGCCAUGACUCUGGUUAAAGCGGAUUCUCUCUCAAAGUCAAGCAAGUUUAAGCAAGUACAUAUGAAUCAAAAUUGAAGAUCAAAAUAAAAGGGACUAGUACCUUAAUAAAUGACAUGGCACAUACAUUCGAUGAUGCUUAUGUGGCUGGCCAAUCAAAUUUUCCAUAGUAGCACUUGUCCUGCAAAAAAAGUUCAUCAUGGUUAAAACAUCACAAAUUUGGAACAUAUUUUAUAUUAUAUGGAUCGUUGCCGACUUCAAGACUUGUAUAAAAACUACACUGCAGCUAAUAGCCAAGAGCCAAUAUUUUUUUCUUUUUUUUCUAAACCAGCAAGAGCCGAUAUGUUUCAUAUGAAAUGCAAGCUCUUUUUUUUCUCUAUUUUUAUAGCCAAAAUUUAAUUAAUUGUUAAUAUAUUCAACGACAAUACAAAGAAAAAAAGUGUACUAUUAUUAUACUCUUGUAUUAUUUAUAAGAGAUAAAGAUAAUUAAGGUUAUUUUCAAAUGUGGUAUAGCCUUUUAUUCCUCAU